CUUCACCGCCGAGCAGACGCGACAGAUGAAGAGGCGCUCGGGAGGGUCUUGUCAUUCAUGAAAUUUGCUCUGGCAAAGACGUGCCGCCUCUGCGGCAUUCUUUUCGACCACUUGGAUGAGCAUUCUCAGCGACAAUGGUCGUGUCCUUCGUUGUUGCACGCAUCAAUCUCUAGGUGAGCCAGCAAACUUCCAUCGAUCUCUACGUUGUCCAAUAGGAGAGGAUGUUGGGGGGAGGUUGUUCCAGAUGAGGACCCCAUUGAGCCUUAUGGUAACCCACACCCAGUGCCACAACAAGCAAACUUCCAUCCUAACCAGCACAAUCAUUUUAUUGCCCCCCCCUUCAACACCAUGAGCAUGAUGACUUGCACCACAUCCCGGACUUAAACUUGGAAAACCCAAAUCUAGAACUGAUGUUAGCUCGGCCUGGCAAGAUGCAGGAUGAUUUUGAGGCUGAACGGGAGGAUUUGCCAGGUUGGGGGCAUUGGGCUAUGCCACAAGCCCCUCGCCCUGACAUGGAGAUGCGCCCUGGAGAAUUUAUGCAACUUGAUGAUUUAAUGGAAUCAAUACCAGAAGAUCGUAACCCGGUACUCAUGGAGAACAUGCCAGUUGAAGAUGCCAACAGUAACAUUACAUUGUCUCUGGCCCCCUCACACAACUCUGCACCUUUAGCUGAAUCUGCCAAUGGGCCACCUGCUCAGCCUGUGUUACAAGUACUUGACCUGAAUGAUAUCAAUGGGCCCCCUUUGCCAGUACAACCACUGGAUGUGAAUGCUUUGGAGCCCCUAUUGGAACAAGCAAAAAUGAUGUCUCAACCUAAUCUGAUUCUGACACCUGAUUUCAACCUAGAGGCCAUUAUGAAACAUUCAGCUGUUGAUCCCAUGCAACUAGAAGCACUCACUCCUAUCAGACAGAACUCUGCUUCACCCACUAUCAUCAAGAAAUGUCCAGAUAGGGAGAAACACGUUACAAUGGAUGUCACCACCAAAAAUAUCAUCCUGGUUCCUCAGGCUACACCCAACCCUCCUGCACCCACCAAAGAGUUGAAUACUACUGCAAUCUCAGAAGCAGCUGCUGACACUCCUCAAGAAGAAACAUAUGUUAUCUUGCUUGGUCAAGAAGGGGCUGACAUAUGGCAAAAGCACUUUGCUCCAUCUAAAGAUAGUAAAGAAGUAAUUCAAGUCCCCAUUGAAUGGGAGAACCACUCUUCCACUCCAUUUGGAAGCAUAAUGGGAGCUAAGGAGGGACAGUCUGCUUCAUCAACCUCUGCAAUUCAUGGCAGCAGGAAGAGGAAAGGAAAAACCCCUCUUGUAGAAACUGAGGUGAACAUCCAAGAGAAAAGGGGAAUGCAGCAAAAAGAUAAAGGAAAGAAACUGAAAGGAGCUUCUACUGUUUCUGCUCCCACAGCCAGUAGGCAGGCUAAAAGCAACACCAAGAGCACUUAGAGCACCAGGAACAUUCUGUAGUCAGUUUCUUUUGUGAUGUUAUGGUCUGUAACCAGCUAUGUUUAGAACCCCAGUGCCACUUUAUGUAAGGAUGUAUAAGA
Molecule: messenger RNA, 1543 nt
Organism: Triticum dicoccoides
Lineage: Eukaryota; Viridiplantae; Streptophyta; Magnoliopsida; Poales; Poaceae
Exons: 4
Coding region: 411-1442 (343 amino acids)
Source: RefSeq, a predicted model, not a curated record